CAGCCGCUCGGGACGAGGGGCUGUGCCUCCGGGACCAUGUUGCUGCGGACAGCUUGGAGGCGGGUGGCUGCGGCCCUGCCGGCGGCUCCGGGGCCGCGGCCCGAGGCGCCCACCCGGGGUCUGCGCCUGCGCGUUGCAGACCAUGCUCCCCAGUCAGCUGUUCCCUCCGAUACAGCCAUUGCUCCAGAGAUGGAGUCAGUGCUGCGACCUCUGUACAUGGAUGUGCAAGCUACAACUCCUCUGGACCCUCGGGUACUUGAUGCCAUGCUCCCUUACCUAGUCAACUACUAUGGGAACCCACACUCCCGGACACAUGCUUACGGCUGGGAGAGUGAGGCAGCCAUGGAACGUGCUCGCCAGCAAGUAGCAUCUCUCAUUGGGGCUGAUCCUCGUGAAAUCAUUUUCACUAGCGGCGCUACUGAGUCCAAUAACAUAGCAAUUAAGGGGGUGGCUAGGUUUUACAGGUCACGGAAAAAGCACUUGAUCACCUCCCAGACAGAACACAAAUGUGUCUUGGACUCUUGCCGUUCACUGGAAGCUGAGGGCUUUAAGGUCACCUACCUCCCAGUGAAGAAGAGUGGGAUCAUUGACCUGAAGGAACUAGAGGAUGCUAUCCAGCCCGAUACCAGCCUGGUCUCAAUCAUGUCUGUGAACAAUGAGAUUGGAGUGAAGCAGCCCAUUUCGGAAAUAGGGCAGAUUUGCAGUUCCAGAAAGGUCUAUUUCCAUACAGAUGCAGCCCAGGCUGUUGGAAAAAUCCCACUUGAUGUCAACGACAUGAAAAUUGAUCUCAUGAGCAUCAGUGGCCACAAAAUCUAUGGUCCCAAAGGGGUUGGUGCCAUCUACAUUCGCCGCCGGCCCCGUGUGCGUGUGGAGGCCCUGCAGAGUGGAGGGGGGCAGGAGCGGGGUAUGCGGUCUGGGACAGUGCCCACACCCUUGGUGGUGGGCCUGGGGGCAGCGUGUGAAGUGGCCCAGCAAGAGAUGGAGUACGACCACAAGCGAAUUUCAAAGUUAGCAGAGAGACUGAUACAAAAGAUUAUGAAGAGCCUUCCAGAUGUUGUGAUGAAUGGGGACCCUGUUCACCAUUACCCAGGUUGUAUCAACCUCUCCUUUGCCUAUGUGGAAGGGGAGAGUCUACUGAUGGCACUCAAGGAUGUGGCCUUAUCUUCGGGGAGUGCGUGCACUUCUGCAUCCCUAGAGCCCUCUUAUGUCCUUCGAGCAAUUGGCACUGAUGAGGAUUUGGCUCACUCUUCUAUCAGGUUUGGCAUUGGCCGUUUCACCACAGAGGAGGAAGUGGACUACACGGUAGAGAAGUGCAUUUACCAUGUGAAGCGUCUUCGUGAAAUGAGCCCUCUCUGGGAGAUGGUGCAGGAUGGCAUUGACCUUAAGAGCAUCAAGUGGUCCCAGCACUAGAAGAGUGGGCCUCGGACAUUGUGCUUCCCGUUUGCUCCUCGUCAUCACUGCGUGGCCCCGCAUUACACCCAGUGGGCGUUUAUGUUCAAAUCAGAAUUGGGAUAGCCCGGUUGACUUCAGCAUCAGCUCACUUCCAAGACAGAAACACAGGCUCUUUCCUGGGUUUCAGCUUUUUUUUGGUGGGAAACACUCCCCAUUUAUCUCCAGGAGUCCUCUGUUCUUAUCGUCAGUGGAUGUCUUACCUUGAAACGGAAGGAACAUUUGUUAUGAUCUUGCUCUAUAUCCUUGGUGGAGAGAACCAGAAGAGAAGAAGGCUCUUUGUUCAGGGACCCUGUUGCUAUACAUGGACAUUUGAGUUGUUGCUUACUGCUACUAGCAAGACUGAUUCCUUUAGGAACAACAUAAUCAACUAUAAUUUAAACUUUUUUGUGGCCUCAAAGGCCACAUCUUCAUAUUGACUGUAGAUGGAACAGACUGUUCUUAUCUCCUUUUCUUUUGACCUAGUGGAGUGAGAAAUAUCUAUAUAAUAAUACCCAUUAUUUUGAUAAUUUGUUUCUUUUUAAAAAAUUGUUAAUUUGCAGAUUAGAGAAAUAAAAUUGUCUUCCUCUAUUUGCUCUGUGACUUUAUGAGAGGCCCAGGGAGAAUUCCAAGCUGUGAUUCGGAAUUGGGGAGACUACUACUCCACUUGAUUUCCAUAGAUGACUCAGUGUGCUUGCAUAUGUCUUCUUUCAACAAUUAUUUGAGUGCUUGUCAGGAGCUUGAUAUUAUUCUGGGUAUUGGGGAUACAUUGGUUAACAGACCAAAAGGACCUUCCCCUCAUUCUUGUUGAGAGUCAGAAAAUAAUGAGUAAAUAAAUAAGCCUAUGGAAGAAAUAGAGUAGUAAAGGAGAUAAUGGGGAGAACCUACUAUGUUGGACAUACUUUGAAAUCUUUUUUGAGGAGAUAAGAACAGUCUGUUCCAUCUACAGUCAAUAUGAAGAUGUGGCCUUUGAGCAGAAAUGUGAUUUCCAGUCAUUGGAAAGAGCUAGGGAUGAGUGAGGGAUGAGAAGGAGCAACAAAAGCAAAGGGGACAUGUUAUACUGGACUCUAAGCCACUUCCUACUCCAGUAGUACAUUUAUCCAAUAAACAGUCAUUGAUCGGUGAAAAAAAA
Pipistrellus kuhlii (Kuhl's pipistrelle) is the source of this 2560-nucleotide messenger RNA. RefSeq names its product NFS1 cysteine desulfurase (gene NFS1). Gene Ontology annotation, cellular component: nucleus; cytosol; mitochondrion. Lineage: Eukaryota; Metazoa; Chordata; Mammalia; Chiroptera; Vespertilionidae. The transcript has 13 exons. Bases 37 to 1410 code for a protein of 457 amino acids. Gene Ontology annotation, biological process: [2Fe-2S] cluster assembly. The record is from RefSeq and is a predicted model, not a curated record. Gene Ontology annotation, molecular function: pyridoxal phosphate binding; cysteine desulfurase activity.